This is a messenger RNA of Thamnophis elegans (Western terrestrial garter snake), 2018 nucleotides long. It is a transcript of the gene BEST4, whose product is annotated as bestrophin 4. Lineage: Eukaryota; Metazoa; Chordata; Lepidosauria; Squamata; Natricidae. The record is from RefSeq and is a predicted model, not a curated record. Gene Ontology annotation, molecular function: chloride channel activity. The transcript has 10 exons. The coding region runs from base 379 to 1851 and encodes 490 amino acids. Gene Ontology annotation, cellular component: extracellular matrix.
UCCCGGGAUUCGAAGCCCGCCGCCCAAAAACUCAGUCGGAGGACGCUUUGGGCUCUCGAAGCAGGCGAAGGCCUCCAAAGCGGGCACAGCCACGAGCGCCGGCGGGAGGAAGCAUGUAGGCGCCCGCCGGCUUGGUUCUCCCUCCUCUCCGCCUUUUCCAACAGUUUCUCGGGCGGCGGGAGGGCCACGCCCCGGGGAAGAAGGCAGAGCCCGGCGCUGCCCAAGGAGGCUCGCUCGGCGAAGUCGCGUCCCUUUCCGAGCCUGAGCCAGGCAUGGAGCAACUUUGACGGGGCUUCCCUCGACGCGCCCGGACAAUGGGACGGGACAGAGCCCCGGGGGCAGGAGUUUGUGUCCUCACGGGAGGUUGACGGCGCAGCCAUGACUGUCUCCUAUACCUUGAAAGUGGCCAAUGCUCGCUUUGGGGGCUUCUCUAAGCUGCUCUUCCGCUGGAAAGGGAGCAUCUACAAGCUGCUGUACAAGGAAUUUCUGGGCUUCAUUGUGCUGUAUGCAGGACUGAGUGCCAUUUACCGGUACCUUCUCAAUGAAUAUCAGAAACGUCUCUUUGAAAAGGUAGCUAAAUAUUGCAAGAGCUCCACUGACCUCAUCCCUCUGUCUUUUGUCCUAGGUUUUUACGUCACACUGAUUGUGAACCGUUGGUGGGCCCAAUACACCAGCAUUCCCCUGCCAGAUCAGCUGAUGUGUGUCAUUUCCAGCAACGUUCAUGGGAAAGAUGACAAGGGUCGGAUUUUGCGGCGCACACUCAUUCGUUACGCCAACUUAUCUUCUGUCCUGAUCUUGCGUUCAGUCAGCACCAGAGUGCUUAAGAGAUUCCCCACUAUGGACCACAUCGUAGAAGCUGGUUUUAUGACACAGGAUGAACGUAAGAAAUAUGAGAGUCUCCAUUCAGACUUCAACAAGUAUUGGAUCCCCUGUGUGUGGUUCACCAAUCUAGCUGCGCAGGCACGACGAGAAGGGAGGGUCCGCGAUGAUGUGGCACUCAGAUUGCUCAUGGAUGAACUGAACCUCUACCGUGCCAAAUGCAGCAUGCUUUUUCACUUUGACUGGAUCAGUAUCCCCCUAGUGUACACACAGGUGGUCACUAUAGCGGUCUAUUCUUUCUUUGCAUUUUGUGUGGUUGGCCGCCAGUUCCUGGAUGGAGAUCUAGACAUAUAUGUUCCCUUGCCCACACUCCUACAGUUCUUCUUUUAUGCUGGGUGGCUGAAGGUGGCUGAACAAAUAAUUAAUCCCUUUGGAGAGGAUGAUGAUGAUUUUGAAACUAAUAAAUUGAUAGACAGAAACCUUCAGGUAUCGUUGCUUUCAGUGGAUGACAUGUACCAGAACCUGCCUCCAACUGGGAAGGACAAAUAUUGGAAUGAAUCUACAGCUCAACCACCCUACACAACAGCCACAUUGGCAGAGACCUUGAAACCUUCCUUCAUGGGCUCCACCUUUGAUAUGCGGAUGAGCGAUGACCCAGAGCAGAAUCAGCAGGUCGAUGCCUCACCCAGCAUGAACCGCAUACAGACACCUUUGCUCAGCCGCUUUUAUGCUGCUGCUGCCUCUCCAGCAAUUAGCCUCAAAAAUUUUGGGAAGGGCAACCGGAUUUCCCACCCUCAGUUACUGCGCUUGAGAUCUGAGGGUAUCUUUCCUUCUGCCAGUCCCAACUUCAAUCGCAGAGAAGAUCCAGAGGCAGUUGGCCGUAUCGACGAGGAAGAGACAGAGGACGAGGAAACAGGAAUUAGUGAAACCGGUACGCCUCACAAUGCAGAGAGAAAAGAUAUACCCAUUAUUACUGUGAUAGGAUCCCUAGAUGACAGCAUCAGCAGUAUUGAACAGCCAUCAUCUAGCUAAGAUCAUCAAAUUUCUGGCUGCAAUUAUUUGAUCAACUAUGGCAGGGGUGUCAAGCUCAAGGCCUAUGGGCCGGAUCCAGUCUGUGGGGUGCUUAAGAUCUGGCCCUGGAAACAGACGACCAGCCUGUGGUGCAUCUGCCAGAGAAAAGGGAGCUUGGGAGAACCACA